UUCCUACAAGUCGGAACUGCCGAGUGCAGACUGCAGAGGACCUAAUUGCUUCUCAUUUCUGGAUCUCGCCGGUGCACUGUCCGAUCUUGUCCGCCUCCCCAAGGCGAAAACUUCUCCUCCUGGGUUUCCGCCGCCGUGUCUCCUCCGCUACGCGAGAGCUUCUCCUCUUGGGAAGGCGAUGAAGCAGCAGCACGCCGGAGCGCCCUAAUUCUUUCUUCGUUUCCGGAUCAAGUUCGCCGGUGCUCCUCACGUCCACCCGCCUCAUCAGAUCGUGUUCGCCUCCAUAGUCCGCCACCGUCAGCUCCUGGCUUCCGGACCCUCUUCUCCUGGGACGGGGAUCAAGCACGCCGAAGCACCUUCUUCCCCGACACAGCCACACAGGCGACGGAUCGCGAUGCCAACAUAGCUCGACAGCCGUCGUUGCUGCUGGAUCUGCGCGUCUCCAGUCCCAGCCGGACGGAGCACCAUGCCGGACUUCAGAGGAAACACCCUUCUCGAGGAUCUUCCCAAGGAUCUCAUCGACAGCAUACUCGUCCUGUUGCCGUCCAAGGAUGUCGGCCGCUGCCGUGCCGUCAGCAAGUCGUGGUACAGUACCACCUCCACCUCUGAAUUCAUGCUUGAACACCAUCGCCGCCAGCCGUCGCUCCCCAUCAUCAAUGGGCAGGGCUGUCCUGCGAGUUUCGUCCUCUUCCGAGCGGCUGGCACCAGUUCCUCCAAUCAAAAGCUUUGGCCAUUCAACCCUGGCACCAGAUACCAUUCAGAUAGUUGCCUCCAAGGCACUUGUGAUGGUCUCAUCGUCAUCAAGUGGGGAUGCCAAUUAUACGUCUGUAACCCGGUCAUCCGCAAACAUGUGAUCCUACCACAGCCUCAAGCUGCCCAAGCCGUCAACGGAGUAAGUGGUUUCUACCGGCACCAUCCAACCGAGGAAUACAGGGUGCUCUUGGUCUCAACGCCAUCUCAGGGUAAAUCCAACUUAUACGUCAUCACGGUUGGAUCUACCGAGCCGAGACAUGUCACAGUGAAAAUGCCAAUCGUCCUGUCAUCUUAUGUGGAACAUAGGUUCCUGGUUAGGCUGCUCCUUGGGUCCAAUUGUCCACCACCAGUCCAGCACCGUGGUUGCCUACACUGGUGCCCUCCUUGUGGUGCUGGUGAUAUUCCUGGAGCCAUUGGAGAUAUUAUUGUGUUUGACACAGAAGCCGAGUCAUUCCGAUGGAUGCAUAGUCCUGCCCAUCAAUACCCUGAUAAGAAGUUGUUUGAUAUGAAGGGGGGUCUUGCUUUUUGGGGCGGCAAAUGCACCAAGUUGAAUAUUGGUUUAACCGUUAUCGAUAUCUGGGUUAUGCAGGAUUACGAGGGUAGAAUAUGGGGUUUACAUUACCGGAUUGACCUGUCAACGUUGGAGUUAUCACGACAACUAUAUCUAACUUCUUACAAAAAGAAAAAGAAAACACCACUUCAUUCAGCAGUGCGAUGGUUCAACGAUGUGGUUCUACUCAACGAUCGUGAGCUGCUGAUAAGGUUUAAUUCAAAACAUGUGCUGCGCUGCGACACUGAUGGUAAGUUUCUAGGUAUCGUGAACGUUGGGAAGAGUCAAUACCGGAUGAUGCUCACUCCGUACUGCCUCAGUGAGAGCAUUAUUCCAAUUCCCUCCGGUGAUAUGCAAGAAGAUGACGAGGUGCCUCCAUUCAUAGGGCAUGUGUAAAUGUUUGUGAGUUUUGCUUUUCUUUAUCCUUGGAUUUUGGACACAUGCCAUUUGUUCUUAGCACUUCUUACUUGGUGCUACCAGUAGAACAUGGCAUUUGGAUGGUUGCGGACUUAAGGUAGCAAUUUGCUGUCAUCAGCUGGUGCUUAUUAUGAUGCCAUGAACAUCUUACUAAUGCUCUGAACUAUGGAGUAUCUAUAUAUGCUGUUGAAACCUUUUCU
Molecule: messenger RNA, 1920 nt
Organism: Hordeum vulgare subsp. vulgare (domesticated barley)
Lineage: Eukaryota; Viridiplantae; Streptophyta; Magnoliopsida; Poales; Poaceae
Product: F-box protein At5g18160-like
Exons: 3
Coding region: 467-1699 (410 amino acids)
Molecular function (GO): protein binding
Source: RefSeq, a predicted model, not a curated record